GGCAAAAAUUUAGGCCAGCCGCAAUCAAGAACUGUGUAUACAUAACGUACGGAGAAGUCUCAAUUCUCUCUACUGGUUCUUCUAUUUCCCAUUUUUUUCUUUUUCAUUUCAAACCCUUUACGUUUAAUCAACGGAGAAGCAACAAAGAUUAACUUUUUUUUGUAUAUAUAUAGAAAAAAAAAAAGGAAAAAAAAAUAAUCAAACAUCAAAGAAGAUAUUUUUUUUGCAUUUCUUCAUCUGCUUCCGAUCGGAAACACUUACCUUUUUUGCUUCUCAAACUUAGAGGCUGAUUUGAGACUUGGUGAAUUUGAAUUUGAUUUGAUGAUGACGAAAGUUGCUGGGUUUUGAUCUGAAUUUUGGUUUUCGGGAGGUUAAGUAGCUUGGAUUUGUAAAAUUAGCUGAAAUUUUGGUUUUAGGGAUAUCUUCUUUGUUUUUUUUGUUUUGGCAACUUGAGGGAAGGUAACGAGUGUGUGAUUUUUGGGUGUUUUGACUAUGUCAAUGUCGUGGGCCGAUUCUGUUUCUGCAGCCGAGAAUCCGGCUGGAGCUCCGUCUAAGUCAGCAUAUGUUCCACCACAUCUGCGAAACAGACCUUCAACUGAUCCUCCUGCACAGGCUUCGUAUGCUGGGGCUGCUGCAUCAUUAGGUAAUGACCAUAGUGGUUAUGGUGUCCCAAAUGUGGUUGGGAGUCGUUGGAGUGGUCAAAGGAAUGAAUACCAAUCUGGUUAUGCUGGUGGAGGAGGACGUGGUGGUGGUUGGAAUGGCAGAAGUGGUGGUUGGGAUCGUGGGAGGGAUCGGGAAGUUAACCCCUUUACAAACGAUGAUAGUGAACCCGUUAGUGAACUAGAGAGUUCUGCGAUCAAUUUUGAUGCAUAUGAGGAUAUUCCAGUGGAAACAAGCGGGGAUAAUGUGCCCCCUCCUGUUAAUACUUUUGCAGAUAUUGAUUUAGGUGAAGCUGUCAAUGAAAAUAUAAGGAGGUGCAAGUAUGUUAAGCCAACCCCUGUGCAACGGCAUGCUAUACCUAUUUCACUCGCGGGGAGGGAUUUGAUGGCUUGUGCUCAGACUGGUUCUGGAAAAACUGCUGCUUUCUGCUUCCCCAUCAUAAGUGGGAUCAUGAGGGGCCAAUUUCCUAGACCUCCACGUCCACGCAUGGCAUUUCCUCUAGCUCUUAUUCUCUCCCCAACGAGGGAGCUCUCUUGCCAAAUUCAUGAUGAGGCAAAAAAAUUUUCAUAUCAAACUGGGGUCAGGGUGGUUGUUGCCUAUGGUGGUGCUCCUAUAAACCAACAGCUUCGAGAAUUAGAGAGAGGUGUGCAUAUUCUCGUAGCAACCCCUGGACGGUUGGUAGAUUUACUUGAGAGAGCAAGAGUCUCGUUGCAGAUGAUAAGGUAUUUGGCUCUAGACGAGGCUGACCGGAUGCUUGACAUGGGUUUUGAACCUCAAAUAAGGAAAAUAGUGCAGCAGAUGGACAUGCCUCCGCCAGGUGUGCGACAGACCAUGCUUUUCAGUGCCACUUUUCCAAAAGAGAUUCAGAGACUGGCCUCAGAUUUUCUAUCCACUUAUAUCUUUUUGGCUGUCGGAAGGGUCGGCUCUAGCACAGAUUUGAUUGUCCAAAGAGUUGAAUAUGUUCAAGAGACUGACAAGAGAAGUCACUUGAUGGAUCUUCUUCAUGCGCAGAAGGAAAACGGUGUUCAUGGCAAGCAAGCUCUUACCCUUGUUUUUGUGGAGACGAAGAAGGGAGCUGAUGCACUGGAGCAUUGGCUUUGUAUGAAUGGUUUCCCUGCUACUGCUAUUCAUGGUGAUAGAACUCAGCAGGAGAGAGAGCAUGCCCUCAGAUCCUUCAAAACUGGUCACACACCAAUCUUGGUUGCAACAGAUGUGGCAGCACGUGGUCUCGAUAUCCCCCAUGUUGCACAUGUUGUUAACUUUGAUCUGCCAAAUGACAUUGAUGACUAUGUGCACCGUAUUGGAAGAACUGGACGAGCAGGAAAAACAGGUUUAGCUACUGCCUUCUUCAAUGAGAACAAUUCUUCACUGGCAAGAUCACUAUCUGACUUGAUGCAAGAAGCAAACCAAGAAGUACCUGCUUGGCUCUCUCGCUUUGCUGCUCGAUCCACUUAUGGAGGCAAGAAUCGUCGUGGUGGAGCUCGUUUUGGUGCACGUGACUUUCGAAGAGAUUCCUCUUACAAUCGAGGUGCUAGUGGUGGUGCUACAGACUAUUAUGGUGGUGGUGCCAAUAUGAACAGUGGCUAUGCAUCUGGGGGGUAUAAUGCAUCGUAUGGAACAGCUGGCGUGACUAGUGCAUGGGACUAACCAGCCCUCAUUUCUCCCCACUAGCAAAUUCAGUUGUACUUUCAAGUUCUACACUAGCAAAACUACUCACUUCAGAGCUUACUCUUGCUAUUGCUCACUCUUCUUAGUUCUCUUCCGUUGUACUCGAGUUUUCACUUUCCAUGGUGGUUGUCGUUCGUGACAUAUAGUUCAGGGCUCUAGGGGAUGUGUAAAUCUUGGCAGGUCGCGGCGAAUAAUGACUAACAGAUUAGGAAUUUUUUGCCUCAUUAGAAAUGUGGUUUAUACUUCUCUUAACCCAAUUUUGUUGGUUGUAGAUUUGUUCUGCAGAGCCCUUUGAACCAAAUGUUUGAAGUUAUGUUUCAACUUUAGUCAGUACUGUUGUAAUAUUCUGAAGUCUUAUUAAUCAAAUUUUCUAUUUUAUACACAUUAGAGAAAGUUUUUGCU
This is a messenger RNA of Solanum stenotomum, 2730 nucleotides long. Its product is annotated as DEAD-box ATP-dependent RNA helicase 37-like. The record is from RefSeq and is a predicted model, not a curated record. The transcript has 7 exons. Lineage: Eukaryota; Viridiplantae; Streptophyta; Magnoliopsida; Solanales; Solanaceae. Gene Ontology annotation, cellular component: nucleus. Gene Ontology annotation, molecular function: ATP binding; RNA binding; RNA helicase activity. Bases 493 to 2307 code for a protein of 604 amino acids.